Prorocentrum cordatum is the source of this 1136-nucleotide messenger RNA. NCBI's taxonomy places the organism in Eukaryota, Dinophyceae, Prorocentrales, Prorocentraceae. The record is from the annotation of a GenBank genome assembly.
CUCAAAGGUUCGCGCUUUGUGCCGUGCUUGGGUCCCGUCGAGGCGUGAAGAGCAGGAGCGUCGACUCGCACUGGGCCCACCGCCCCCUGCGGGUCGGGGCGCUGCGCGCGCUCACGCGCGAGAGCGGGCGCGCUUGGGGCCCGAGGGCGAGGCCGCCGCCCGAGGCGAUCUGCGGCGAGUGGGCCUUCGUCGCCUCGAGGCCCUGCGCCGCAGUGUGGCCAGCAGAUCGAGACGCGCAACAGCCAGACAGGCAGGGCCUACAGCAAGUGGGGCGUCUUCGCGUCGGCCAAGUCUGGCAAUCUGGUGCGCUUAGGAGCCCCCUUCGAGACCGAGGAGGGCGCACGUCUCUCGUUCGCGGUUGACGGCAUAGGUGUUGAGGAGGACGGCUCCGUGGCGCUGGGCGGCGCGGCGGUCGAUGCAGCCCACCUCCUGCACGGCCCUGGAGCCCUGAGCAUGGGGGACCUGGCGGAGUGCAUGAAGAGGCUGGCGGAGGUCGAGAUCCCGCUGCAGGCGCAGAAGCGCCUGGCGGACGCGUGCGGGUCGCUGGCGCAGGCCCCCGCCGUGACCCGGUGGCUGCAGGCCGUGCUGCGGGAGGACGGCAUGGUGGACACCUUCGCGGAGCUGCACCCCCGCGCCGAGGAGAGGUUCACGUGUUGGGACCAGUACAAGAACAGACGGUACGAGAACAUCGGAGCCCGCAUUCGAGAGCUUGAACGCCCGCAGAGCAGAUUCUCGCAUAACUUCAUCAUGGUAUGGGCAGGACCUCGAAGCGCCUCGAAUCAAGAACGCAUGUUGAGUGUCAUGGCUGAAGUGUUCAAGCAGGCAGAUCCGACAACACGUGCGGGUGAAGUUCGAAAAGUGCGUGUAGCGUUGGAUUCUACUGGCGCUUGAGGUUCCCGGGCCGCUCCGACUCGACACGAUACGCUGCCGCGUCGAGGUCGCCUCGGCCCUGUCAGAUCGUUCGGCAGCGAGCCCGAUGGCCAGAUCUGGGGAGAGCACUGCGGCUUCGGCGCCCCUGGGGUCCUUCGUGUUCUGCGGGCGAUCGGGCUCCCGGCACGUCGACUACGUCCUCGUCGACCGCGCCUUCUUCGAGAGGCAGCUCCUUUCCUCCCCCCACCCCGCUGUGUCCUCUCCGC